Molecule: messenger RNA, 4818 nt
Organism: Toxoplasma gondii ME49
Lineage: Eukaryota; Apicomplexa; Conoidasida; Eucoccidiorida; Sarcocystidae
Product: WD domain, G-beta repeat-containing protein
Exons: 12
Coding region: 1-4818 (1605 amino acids)
Molecular function (GO): protein binding
Source: RefSeq, a predicted model, not a curated record
AUGAAAACCGAACUUGAGGAUGGCGCUCCACGGCGACACCGAUCUACGGCGUGCUUGCCCGAGAAGAGAAACAGAGCAUCCAGAGGAGUCCAGGAGGAAAUGAGUGGAUUUCUAGAGGGCAAACGGAACGGCCUACGGUGCCAGCCGCUUCGCUUUCUUCAGAGUCAUGGCGUUGACGUUCCGAGGCGCGCAAACGCCUGUAUUCUCGAUUCCGAUUCUUUUGUCUUUGUGUCCGGAAGGCAAGUGGUUGUGCACCGCUUUUUGUCCGGGAAAAGGCGUGCGAAGAAGGACUCCAGAGCGGCCUCCGGAACAGAUGCACCGCUGCCGAACGAACGCUUGGAUAACGCGGCGACAUUACCAGCUGGACCUCUCAGAAGAAAAACUAUUUUCUUGGACGCUCUCGAUCCCGAAGAGACACAGGCGACACAUGGGAUAGACUGCAUCCCGGCAACGCGUGCGGAUGCCACCGAAAAGCAGCAACCGUUGGACAGAAGUGCAGAACGGAACCUCCCGGCUGAGGCUGAGAUACAAGCCCUCAGCCCGGAGGCAGCUGUGGCAUCCUCCUUGGAUCGGAACUCCUUCGUUCUGCACUAUGCUUCUGGAAAAGAUGGAGAAGGCGGAGUGUCAGCUCUUGCAGUUGAUCCUUUCCAUAAACUGUUAGCCGUCUGCGAAUGGAACGACUCUGCACAACCAUCCAUUCACAUCUACUCAACGCAGACAUACAAAUACCUUCGCAGCCUGAGAGGCGAAAGCUCUACAGGAUACACCUGUGCCGCCUUUCGGGGAUGCGAGUGUUUCCAAAGUGCGCCUGUUGAUGUACACAGCACAGAGCAAUCAGACCAUUCACCCAAAAACGAUAGAGAAGAAGCAGGAGAAACAGAAAACGGGAAACUAUCAAUCUCUGAAGGCACCUCUGAAGCUUCUGUGGACUUCACAUACAAAUCAGACGAGGCAAAUCCCCCGUCCCUAGACGAUAACACCGCCAAGCUCCAAGAUUUCAACCGCACGUUUUCGUCUUCUUGUAGUGCUGCAUGUCCUUCUGAGGAGAGGAGUGUAAUGAGGAAGAAAGUGGAACUACAGCAGAACAGCUUUGGCUCAGACAGAUCGAUUUUGCUUGCCUCUGUGGGAAGCGCUCCAGACUUCUUCCUCACUCUAUGGGAUGUUGAGCAAGGCUUGGCCCUCCUGCGAUUCAAAGCAAGUGCACAGGAAGUCUUCACAGUUAAAUGGUCGACCCUUUUCCCGCUCCAGCUUACCACGGCCGGCGCCCGUCACGUUAAACUUUGGAGCGUUGCCAAAACGUUCACUGGCCUGAAAUUGCAGGGCCAAACCUGCAAAUUCGGUACAGCGGAGCUUUCAGACAUCCUCAGUUUCGUCGAAUUAGCAGACGGCUGGCUGCUGGCAGGUUCUGAGUAUGGACAGCUUCUCCUUUGGGAGGGGAGUCUUUUGAAAGCUGAAGUGAAGCAAGGUGUCGCUGCAGUUCUUCCAGGCGCAAGUGUGACCCCGGCAAGACCAGAGACAAGCGGCCAAAGCGCCUCUCCAGUGUCUGCUCUGACCGUUGCUGCCUCCUCGUGUCUCACGUCUGCAGCCGCUUGUUCUUCGGGUGCAGGAAGACGCCCGUCUCUCACGCGAGAUGAAAAACCAAGCUGCACCGACCUCCGCGCUCGCAGAGCGUCCUCGAGACUGAAGCCGGCCGCUGGUCUCGCUGCUCUCUCACCGGGAAGCGAUGCCCGACGCAGCAGCAGAAGGAUCAAUACGGUAAACGACUUGCCGAGCCUGCCUCGGGAGGGAACUUGGGGUCACGAAAGCCGGGAGCCAGCGGCCUGCAGACUGCACACGUAUGGCAGCGAAAGAGAAGCCGCUGUCGUCAAACAUCUCCCCUGCCACGAAGGGCCGAUCACCAGUGUCUUCCGGGAUCCAAACGCCCCAGACAAAAUUGUCACUGCAGGACAUGACGGGCACAUCAAAUGGUGGUCGUCUGAGGAAAUUUUGAAUGCAGCAGAGAUUGCGGACGCACAAAAUCAAGAGAUCGUGGUGUCUCUCCUUCGCUGCGUCCGCCUGCCAGACAAGCGAGGCGUUCGCUAUAUCGCCGUCAAGCCUCCUUUGUCCACCUCCGUCUCCAAGCCGUCUUCACCAAAAUGGAUCAUCGAGGAUCUCUAUGGCGCAAUGUGGAGCUACGAACCGCUCACGGAAGCUCUUGUCUUGAUUCUUGACGUCCACGCUGCAGCCAUCACAGGAGUCGCCCCCCUUUGUUCUUCGUUUGUCGUCGAAGAUCUCGCCAGUCCUCGCACAAGCCUUGAUGAACCCUCUUCUUCUUCCUCUCCUUCUUCCUCUUCUUCUUCCUCUCCUUCUUCCUCUCCUUCUUUCUCUUCUUCUUCCUCUUCUUCAUCCUGUGUCUCUUCUGUUCCUUCUUCAUCUUCUACUUCCUCUUUUCGUGGAUCUGAAGAGCUUCUUCUUGCGCAUGCAUCCUUGUUGGCGACUGCGGGCGAAGACGGCACCAUUCGUGUCUGGGAAGAUUCGCGGAAAAGCAGACCUAUCGUCUCAAGGCGCUGGGAUGCGGCAUUCACUGCUCUUCUCUCGCUCCCAUCUCGUCCACAUCAUCUUUGGCAUCUCAAUGCCUCUCCGUCACCGUCUGCCUCUCCUCCUUUUUCCUCUUCUUCCUCUGCCCGUCUCUCCUCUUCUUCUUUUCUUUCUCGUGGAGACAGGGAGACGCCUGUGCUCCGGGGCGAGGCUUGCGUUGCGACAGGCUCGGCGGACGGGGUGUUCCGGGUGCUGAACCUCUCUGCGGAAGCCAUUUCUGUGAUUUUCGCGAUUAAAACGCAUGCAUCGGAAAUUCGCGCUCUUGCCUGCAGGCCGGACGGCGGCGCCUUUGCCGUGCUGGGAGCGGACAACGCAGUUGUGUUCCUCGAGAGCGAGGAUCUCCAGACUUCGGCGCGUCCAGUUUCACAGCAGUCUGAGAAGGGCAGAGCAGAACAUGGCAGGCAGGCCCAGAGCCCCCCGAGAGGAGCCAACACAGCUGAGGAGAGUUUCAGGGAGAAGCAAGACUCUUGGGGAGCAGACAGCUGGGACGGAGACAAAGAGACACUGCAGCCGUCAGAUUUCGCUCGCGCGAUGGAGCCUGCAUCUUGCACAAAAGCUCAGCACGAGAAGCGACCCGCGCCGUAUCGAGUUCUCGGUUACAUGCAGACUCCGGAGCAGGUGGAACAGAUUAUCUGGAAAGAACAGCAGAUUAUUCUCAUAGGCGGAUGUUCCCUAUUUCAGGUUUCUCUUUGUCGAGCGAACACCAAGUUGAAGGCGACUCAAGAGGAAAAGAGAGGGAGCAACGCAGAAAAAGGAGAUUCUGCGUGCGAAGGAGACACCGACGCCUUGGAGGAGAAGCGACUGCCUGUGACGACACCUCUUCUCUCUUCCUCUCUCGGCCCCUCCUACUCCUCUUUCUCCCCUUCGUGCUCUCCUUCCUCACCUGCAUGCUCGACAGGAAAUCAGUGCUCGCACCCGAAUCCCAGCGAGGAGCCAGGACUUUCUGCGAUCUUGGAGACCAGCCGAGACAGCGACUCUGAGACCGCAGAGAGCAGCGAAGAAGAAGAGGCUGAUAUCGCUUCGUCAGAGACCUCCUUGUCCCCUCCUAGGUCUAGCGAAGAACCACGCAGAAUCGGCGACUCUCCACCGUCGCGUGCUCUGGCUUUCACAGUUACAGCGAGUGUUCUCCUUCCUUCCGUUUCUGUCGCGAAGGCGGCUCAGUUGUCUCUGCGUCGUCCUCUCGGCGAGGAGUCGAGGGAUGCCCGCCUGCACUCCGUCCCCGACAGGCGACCCUCGCGCACCAGUGUCUGUACGCCUGCGGAGGAAGACGCGAGGUGGCGGGGGGAGAAGCGAACCGCCAGAGCCUCGAGGGAAGGAGACAAAGAGAAAGGAACAGAGCUCGAGGCCUGUUGUUCCAGACCUUCUGCUUCCGAGAAACCGCGCGCAUGCACGAAGCUCUAUGUCGCAGGCACGGGAGCACUGUUUGGAUUCUUGUGGAUGGCGGACCUUCAUGAGGACGGUGGCGGCGCCAACGGAGCGGAAGGGGAGACGAAAGAGGCUGCAAAAGAUGCUAAAGAAAGCGGAGAGGGCAAACGAGAAGAACUGGGCCGAGAGAGAGACACAGACGAGCCCCGGCGAAGGAGUCUGGAAACCGCAAACACCACGCAAAGCCGAGAGGUAACCGAGACAGAGAAGAGUGCCGGAGGCGAAGCACGGAGACAGCUAGAAGUGAGAAAGCUGUUUCUCACUCCCGCCCAGAAUUUGUUGGGUCUUUUCACUAAGGAGGCCCGUGGCACAUUUCAAAGAAAACAGGAGAAAGAAGGACGUCGCCGACGAAACAGGGAAAUCUCAGGCGGAGUCUCUGAGUCACGAUCUGCAGGCGCGACGAGCAAGCCCCCGUCGCCUUCGGGUGUAUGUGAAAAUGACGGAGACUCUCGCGAGGGUGUGGAGACGCCGGAGCAGGUUGGCAGUGCUUCGGUGAAUAACGGUAAGAAGGCGUCCCGGAGAGGAGGUAGGAAUUCUGUCCAGGCGCGAACAGAAGAGGAAUUUGAAGACGCGCCUGUUGUUUCUGUUCUGGAAAAAGUUCUAGAACAAGACCUGCUUCUCCUUGGCAUCAGCGACGGCCGUAUUGGCAUCGUCCACCUCGCUUUCCACCAGAUUUGCUUCGUGGUGAGUCGAUUGGAGCUGCAGUUAAAACGGGAGUUUGAACUCCUCAAUUCCGAGCUUGCGCGCCGGUUUUCACCUUUGUCCUUGACAACGGUCACUGCUGUUCGUCGUCCCUGUCGAGGCUCUGUCUCCUGA